This is a messenger RNA of Budorcas taxicolor (takin), 2896 nucleotides long. It is a transcript of the gene RAB43, whose product is annotated as RAB43, member RAS oncogene family. The transcript is spliced from 3 exons. Gene Ontology annotation, molecular function: GTPase activity; GTP binding. The record is from RefSeq and is a predicted model, not a curated record. Gene Ontology annotation, cellular component: trans-Golgi network. The coding region runs from base 65 to 697 and encodes 210 amino acids. Gene Ontology annotation, biological process: protein secretion; regulation of exocytosis. NCBI's taxonomy places the organism in Eukaryota, Metazoa, Chordata, Mammalia, Artiodactyla, Bovidae.
CCGCGGCUUCCGCGAGCCCAGGCCGCCCCAGCGUCCGGAGCGCCGGCCUUUGGGCCCCCGCGCCAUGGCGGGGCCGGGCCCCGGGGACCCGGACGAGCAGUACGACUUCCUGUUCAAGCUGGUGCUGGUGGGCGACGCGAGCGUGGGCAAGACGUGCGUGGUGCAGCGCUUCAAGACCGGCGCCUUCUCGGAGCGCCAGGGCAGCACCAUCGGCGUGGACUUCACCAUGAAGACGCUGGAGAUCCAGGGCCAGCGGGUCAAGCUGCAGAUCUGGGACACGGCUGGCCAGGAGCGCUUCCGCACCAUCACGCAGAGCUACUACCGCAGCGCCAACGGGGCCAUCCUGGCAUACGACAUCACCAAGAGGAGCUCCUUCCUAUCGGUGCCGCACUGGAUCGAGGACGUGCGCAAGUACGCGGGCUCCAGCAUCGUGCAGCUGCUCAUCGGGAACAAGUCGGACCUUGGGGAGCUGCGGGAGGUGCCACUGGCCGAGGCGCAGGGCCUGGCGGAGCACUAUGACAUCCUGUGUGCCAUCGAGACGUCGGCCAAGGACUCGAGCAACGUGGAGGAGGCCUUCGUGAGGGUGGCCACCGAGCUGGUUGUGCGGCAUGGUGGCCCGCGGCUCAGCGAGAAGGGCGCCGACCACAUCCAGCUGGACAGCAAGGAUGUCGCAGAGAGCUGGGGCUGCGGCUGCUGACGGGCACCCACAGGGGAAGCCGGAUCACCGUCCGGAGGCCGCGCCACCGUCCGCAACGGCAGCGCCGGCCUCCGCGAGGGAAGCGGCAGGAGGGGCCUGGUGGCCUGAGCCGGGGCUGUGGCCCUGGGGGGGCCUGGGAGCAUCCCCCCAGCCCUACGUUUCCUGGUUUGGCCCGUCUCACCCCCGAGGCUGCUGCGGGCUGUGGCUUCCAGGUGCCCGGCUGGGGCCCCGGGUCCCCCCAGGGCGUCCUGUGCAGCCACCGGCCCCCUUCCUUCCGUCACUGCCAGCCCUCACCCAGCCCUGGCCGGCUCCUCCUCAGCAGGCCCUGCCUCUCCCGUUUGCCCCGGGCCCAGCAGGGGCCGUCACCCGCAGAGCUCGGCCCUGGUCUGGGGGCCAGAGUUUCUCCACUCAGGUUGCCAAAGCAGUGACUCAUUUAGCCCUGGUUCUCAGCAGGCUGGGGGGAGCAGACGUGAGAUGGGGGGAUGGAUGUUUCAGGGACUAGUGGAGGCCACCCCGUCUCACCCUCCGUGCAGAGAUGCUUGCUGCCACGGUCAGAGCACCAGUGCCCCCCGGCCCUGCCAGUCUAGCUUAGACAAAGGGCGCAGGCCUGGCCGUCCAGGGUCUGGGCCCACCUCCCUUGUGGCCUUCAGCUGGGGCUGAGGUCAGAGCGACAGCAGGGACCCUGGUCCCUGGGGCCCUUGGAAGGAGCACUGUCCCCUGGGCUGGGGGGGCAAGUGGUCUCCCCUGGUGACCCCCAGCCCCUCCCCAUUCAGCCCCUCCCCUCUCCCACCUGCCAAGCAUGUCCUCUCUGCAGCCAGGCUGCCGGCUCUGGUCCCGGAGGAAAGGAUACUGGCCUGGUUGGGCCGGGAGCUGCUGGGCAGGGGUCUGCCCUAGGGGGUCAGCCUACUGUCGGCUGGGUGGGCUGGGAACUGGGAGCGAGAAGGCUGCCCGCUUCCCUCCUCUGUCCUGCUGAUGGGAGGGGCCCUGGCCCCUCGGCCUGCACAGCAGAAAGCACCUGCGCUGAGGUCUCAGAAGGGCCCCUCGAGCCAAGGGCAGAGGUCCUCCAACCCCAGGACCCCUCUGCUCAGGCCCAAUGUUAGGGCAGACCCAGGUGUUCGGUCCAGGCCCAGGUCUGCCCUGCAGAGGGAGGCUGCUCUGCUCCGGGGGCAGGCAGGGCACCCCAGUUCCAGGGAGCACAGGUGCUGAGCCCGGGCCCAGGGCUGCCUCUCAGGCCUCAGGGAGGAAGGGGGCCUGGGCUGCAGGGACCGUCCAGGGGGACAGCUGUCCGGCUCCGGGGGCUCCUCUGCCACUGCGGGCCGUGCCCGCUGUAGCCUGGAACUCGGGGUCACCUUGGGCUCCCCGCUUUCUCUCCCUGCCCCACUGCCAUGUCCCUGCUGCCCCCUCGGCCCAGAGUGGCCCCACCCCCUCCCCUGGACUCCUCCCUGAGCUCUUAGGCCUGAGCUUCCACGCUGCAGGCGGACACCCCCCGCUGAUGUCAGGGGGCUGUGAAAGGUCCCUCCCCCACCCGACACCUUCUGGCGCCCGGUGCACUGGGACAUGGUCCACCCUCACGGUGUCCACCCCCACACGGCUCUGCCCCGGGAGCAGCCCCUGCCCUCCCCGCUCCCCAACCCUCCCCUCAAGUCCGUGUCAUUCACAGCCCACUGUGAGAACCACCUCCUGCGGGGUUCCGGGUCCUCAGUCUCAAACGCCCAUGCCAGUGCUCUGGGCGCGGCCUGGGGGUGCCCGCCAGGCGGUGCCCUCACCACCUUUGGGCCCUGGGCCUCUAUCAGACGGCCCUGGACUCGGUGAGAGUUAAUGGGGACGGAUGUGGCACAGCCCGCCUCUUCCCAACUAUGCAAUCUCUUCCUUUGUUUAUAAAUUACCCAAGAUCAGGAGCAGGUGGGGUCCCGCCCCCCCAUCCCCAGGGGCUGCAGGAGAGGAAGUGGGCCAGAGGGCCGGCAAGUGUCCCAGCUGCCAGCCACCCCCGCGGAGGAGGCGGUCAGUGGUCUGGGCUCAAGGAGGACCAGGGGACAGUGGGGUUUAUAUUUCACAGGAGGAGGGCGGGCGGGCCAGGGACCCCCAAGCCAGAGCGGUGGGUCCCUGUCCCAGAAGCAGGGCGGGACUGACCCCAAGGACACAGGCCCCAGCUGGCUCGGAGCUGGAGGAAGCUCCUAAUUCAUAUUGAACUCAGUUACU